CUGGCAGCCACGAUCUUGGCUCCAGCUAAUUUACCCUGGAACUGCUAUAGCUCGAAGUUCUGCUAGAUGCCGCAGGAGAAGGGUUCCCGAAAUGAGGACUCUGGCCUGAGCAGAGCACGCGAGCUCGCGACUCUCGACAUGGUCAACAGUCGCGCAGUCCUGGACCACACCCAACGGGAUGCAAUCAAGCAGUCGACAUCAUUGCUCAGGGCAGAGCUCGCGCGCAUCGACGCGGAAGCCCGGCGCCUGAAGGCUUUGCGAGGGGAGCUAAUCGCCCAGCUUCAAAUCAACGAAACUCUCCUCAUCCCUAUUCGUAUGCUUCCGCACGAUGUCCUCUCCGACAUCUUCCUCGAAGUCGUCUCGAGAUACCGCGCAGUCUCACGCAACCUCGGAACUCCAGCCAUCGCCCGCGUCUGCCGCGAAUGGCGCGCUAUCGUUUUUCGCGAUCCUCGUCUAUGGACCGUUGUCAAUGUCCCAUAUCGCGACGAUUGGAAUGAGAGCGUGGAGGCUAUCAUAGAGGCUUAUCUUUCUCGCUCUCUGCAGCUCUCCUUACACGUCUGCGCCAGGGGGGACAUGCGCGAUCCUGAGCCGUACAGGAGCGGGAGCGCAGACGACGACGACGCCUCAGUGGUUGAUCUCACCAUAUCCGAUGACGAUCCAACCCUAUUUGAUAUGUUUGCGUUACGUGCUAUUCAGUGUAUCGCUGCGCUGUCCGCACACAGGUGGAAGUCUCUUUGUCUAUCAGGGCACCGGGCCGUCUUCGACCAACAAACACAACUGGAGCUCCCCAUCCUCGACAGCAUCACCAUUGCUGCAAGAUCAUCAUACGUUAUUCUCUCUGACGCAUUGACUCUGUCCUUUCUGGCGCACGCUCCUUGCCUGCGCAAGAUUGUCGUGGACGUACGAAUCGCCUUUUAUGAUCUGCCCAAAUGGGAGACGCUGAAGCACGCCACGUACCUUCUGCGCGAAUGCUCUCGGGCGGAAUUCAACAAUAUCGACGACCAGCUCUGCAGUCAAGAGCAGCUUGAGACGCUUGCCGUUAUUCAACAGGACUGCGACACAUAUGAUCCGGUUGCCCUGCGCGGUGAACGCUUGUUCUCCGGUACAUUUAUGCCUCAUCUCGCCACCAUCACCGUGUCUGGUGCUGGACACUCGAUCCUCACUGCCCUUCUUGCACCCGCGCUUCAAAUGCUCGUCGUACAUGAUGCGUACCAGGAUUGCUAUGAUGAGGAGGACCCGGGCGUCAUAUCGUUUAUUAUGCGUAUGGAUUCCCAGUGUGCGUUGCGAUCCCUGCGCGUUCUCAAACUGGUCCGCGUCCUUCUGGAUCAAAAUGCCGGGAUGGACCUUGUGUUUCGAUGCUUGGAGCGUCUACCGUCGUUGGAAUCGCUACAUAUCGAAAGCAGUCGACACCUCUCGGAUGCGCGGAGUAUCCUGCGCUACGAGCUGCUAGUGUGGCUAACUCGCACGGCGGAAGCGCCCGCGCGCCUACCGAACCUGACGAACCUCGUCCUAUAUUUUGGCAAGGAGCGCCAUAAGGGGGCCAAGUCCCGCCUGCGGAACCUCCUAGCAUCUAGGGAGACUUGUGGAAGUGCAGAAGGUGUAUCCCUCAAGGCCCUAACGCGCUUCAGGACGGAUAUCAGCAAGGAGCUUCAGAUUGGGUAGUCGGAGGUAGCAGUAUUUUCAACGCAUUCAUGUAGACCUGGACGUAGCCGGAUCAUUGAACACCCCAGACUAUCUCAAUGCCCUUCAGAGCGG
Schizophyllum commune H4-8 is the source of this 1755-nucleotide messenger RNA. RefSeq lists its product as uncharacterized. The record is from RefSeq and is a predicted model, not a curated record. The transcript is spliced from 2 exons. Lineage: Eukaryota; Fungi; Basidiomycota; Agaricomycetes; Agaricales; Schizophyllaceae. The coding region runs from base 67 to 1662 and encodes 531 amino acids.